Messenger RNA from Kuraishia capsulata CBS 1993, 1773 nucleotides. RefSeq lists its product as uncharacterized. Lineage: Eukaryota; Fungi; Ascomycota; Pichiomycetes; Pichiales; Pichiaceae. Gene Ontology annotation, cellular component: cytosol. The record is from RefSeq and is a predicted model, not a curated record. Gene Ontology annotation, biological process: 'de novo' IMP biosynthetic process. The transcript has a single exon. Gene Ontology annotation, molecular function: phosphoribosylaminoimidazolecarboxamide formyltransferase activity; IMP cyclohydrolase activity. Bases 1 to 1773 code for a protein of 590 amino acids.
AUGCCUGCUUAUACCAAGACCGCUAUCGUCUCCGUCUACGACAAGACCGGGCUGCUGGACCUUGCCAAGGGACUCGUCGCCAAUAAGGUGAGAAUCCUUGCCUCUGGCGGAACCUCCAAACUGAUCAAGGAGGCUGGAUUCCCAGUUGAGGAUGUUUCUUCGAUCACACACGCUCCUGAGAUGCUGGGUGGAAGAGUCAAGACUUUGCAUCCAGCCGUUCACGCUGGUAUCCUGGCAAGGAACCUGGAGAGUGAUGAACAGGACUUGGCCAACCAGCAUAUCGAGAAAGUGGACUUUGUCGUUUGCAACUUGUAUCCUUUCAAGGAGACCAUUUCCAAGAUCAACGUCACCAUUGAUGAGGCCGUUGAGGAAAUUGACAUUGGUGGAGUCACUUUGCUGAGAGCUGCUGCCAAGAACCAUGCCAGAGUCACUAUUCUAUCUGAUCCAAAGGACUACGCUAAAUUCAUUGAGGAGCUGUCCACUGGAGAGAUUUCCAAGGAAGCCCGUGACAGAUUUGCAUUGAAGGCUUUCGAGCACACUGCCGACUACGAUGCUGCCAUCUCAGACUUUUUCAGAAAGCAGUACAGCGAAGGUGUUUCGCAAUUGCCUCUGAGAUACGGUGCCAACCCUCACCAAAAGCCAGCUCAGGCCUUUGUUUCCCAGGGCCAGCUUCCAUUCAAGGUUUUGAGCGGAUCCCCUGGUUAUAUCAACCUCUUGGAUGCUCUCAAUUCAUGGCCUCUUGUCAAGGAGCUGUCUGCUUCUUUGAACUUGCCAGCUGCUGCUUCUUUCAAGCACGUUUCUCCUGCCGGAUGUGCUGUCGGAAUCCCAUUGAGUGAAGUUGAGAAGAAGGUUUAUUUCGUUAGCGAUAUCGAGAACUUGUCUCCAUUGGCUAACGCAUAUGCACGUGCCAGAGGUGCUGACAGAAUGUCCUCCUUUGGUGACUUCAUUGCCUUGUCCAAUAUCGUCGACGUCUCCACCGCCCAGAUCAUCUCCAAGGAGGUCUCUGAUGGUGUCAUUGCACCAGGCUUUGAGCCUGAAGCCCUGGAAAUUCUGAAGAAGAAGAAGGGUGGUAAGUACUGUAUCCUGCAGAUAGAUCCAAACUACACUCCAGACUCGGUCGAGUCCAGACAAGUUUAUGGCAUUACCCUCCAGCAGAAGAGAAAUGAUGCCAUCAUCAACUCCUCCACCUUUAACGAGCUUGUUUCCAAGAACACAAGUCUGAACGAGCAAGCCAUCAUUGACCUGACAGUUGCUACCAUUGCCUUGAAAUACACCCAGUCCAACUCUGUGUGUUACGCCAAGAAUGGUAUGGUCAUUGGUCUUGGUGCUGGACAGCAGUCCAGAAUCCACUGCACCAGAUUGGCUGGUGAUAAGGCGGACAACUGGUGGUUGCGCCAACACCCUCGUGUUCUCGGCUUCAAGUGGGCCAAGGGAGUCAAGAAGCCAGAAAAGUCCAAUGCCAUCGACCUGUUUGUCACUGGUCAGAUCCCAUCUGAGGGUCCAGAGAAGACCGACUACGAGUCCAAGUUCUCCGAGCUGCCUACGCCUUUGACUGCCGAGGAGAGAAAGCAAUGGAUGGACAAGUUGACCGAUGUUGCUCUGUCUUCAGAUGCCUUCUUCCCCUUCCCAGACAACGUCUUCCGUGCUGCCAAGUCAGGUGUCAAGUACAUCGCUGCUCCAUCCGGUUCGGUCAUGGACAGGGCUGUUUUCGAUGCUGCUGACUCCUUUGGAAUCGUAUAUGCUGAGAACCCAAUACGGUUGUUUCACCAUUAG